This is a messenger RNA of Python bivittatus (Burmese python), 3447 nucleotides long. RefSeq names its product zinc finger protein 408 (gene ZNF408). The record is from RefSeq and is a predicted model, not a curated record. Gene Ontology annotation, biological process: regulation of transcription by RNA polymerase II. Gene Ontology annotation, molecular function: RNA polymerase II transcription regulatory region sequence-specific DNA binding; DNA-binding transcription factor activity, RNA polymerase II-specific. Gene Ontology annotation, cellular component: nucleus. Lineage: Eukaryota; Metazoa; Chordata; Lepidosauria; Squamata; Pythonidae.
GUGGAGUUGAUCGUUCCGCUUCCUAAACGGGCGUUCCCUCGUCAUGGAGGGGAGCACGGCCAAAGAGCUGGGCUGUUUGUGGACUGUGUGGGAGUGUAGCUCCCUGCGCUGAUCGUCCUUUCGUUUCGUUUUUAUUGCAGGUCACCCUCUGGAUAUGCACGGCAGUUGGCCCUUUUGCCCGGCGUGGCACCUUCCUCGGGGGCUGGCCGUGGGACCUUCUCUGUCCUCGGAGAAGGGUCUGGGAGUGUGGUGUGUGGGGCGCGCUCUGCAGCCAGGGAUGUUGCUGCUGCUUGGGCCGCAGGGCGAGGAGCAGAAGGCGGCCACUUCCUUGUCGGCAUUUCCAUUACCCAGCUGGAAAAAGGCUUCUGCUUGCAACAGGAUAUCCAACUGGAGGAGCCUCGUGAAGCAAAGCCGGGUUGAAGAUGAAGCAAAUGUAAUGUUAGAAUGGAUCAACGGGGAGCUGCACAUCAGAGUCUGCUGUCCUAUUGAUGUGGGCAGUGAACUGCUAUGCUGGUUAACUGAAUCACAGGCCAGUCCUACUUGUCUGGAAAAUGAUAGCCUGGCACAUACCUCAGAUAGGAAACUUUUUACAGAGAAUAAAAAACUGCAAAAAAUGCCAGUAGUGGCCACCACCAAGACCAUAGAUUUAGAAGAGGAGGCUUUGAUGCAGAAAGAUGAUAUUAUCCAGGAUUCCUCUGCAGGUAUUCCUGAUAUUCCCAAGUCUGCAGAGUUGAAAGACAGAGGCUGUUGUGUUUCUGUGUUGAAUAAGAAGCUGAAGAACAAACAGACCCUUGGAUUAGAUGUCAAUCACAAGAAAAGCAAUAAAAAUUCUUCCUUGCAAAUUGAACAACAGGAGACCAAAAUACAGAGUGGAAAUAAUAAACUUUUUAAAAGCUGUCCUGUUUCCAAGAAUGAUGGAGGCAAAGAAGAUGCUAUACUGUAUUCUCAGGAAGAGCAGGUGAAUGAGAUAAAGUCAGAUGCAACAUUGGCUGAAACCUGUUCAAACCCACCAUCGUGCAGUGCAGUUUGCAUCAGUGCCAUUUUAACUGAUAAUAUAGAGACAUUAAGGGAAGAGUCCUGUGCUGAAAUAAUCCCCAGUGGAUAUCUUCCAAGUACACCCAAAGACAGGGCAGAGAAUGAAAAGAAAAAUCCUACACAAGAGGAACAGUCGCAUAGAUACAAGCCUGGUGCUUCAGCUCACACAGAAUCAAGCACUAAACGACGACACCGGUGUAAAGAGUGUGGUAAAGCAUUCCUCCAGCUUUGCCACCUGAAAAAACAUCAUUUUGUGCAUACUGAUCACAAACCGUUCCUGUGCACAGAAUGUGGCAAGAGCUAUAGUUCAGAAGAGAGUUUCAAAGCGCAUAUGCUGGGCCACAGGGGGGUAAGGCCCUUUCCCUGCCCACAGUGUCACAAAACUUAUGGCACCAAGCGUGACCUUCAAGAACAUCAGGUACUGCAUACAGGCCAGCGCCCCUAUGCCUGUCCAGAUUGUGGAAAAUCAUUUGCCCGGCGUCCCUCCCUUCGUAUCCAUCGCAAGACUCAUCAAGUUAAACAGCCAAGCUCUACCCCUGCUGCCUGCCAGUGUGUGAUAUGUGGACGGCACUUGGCCAACCCAGGAUCGUUGCGGAACCAUAUGCGCCUGCACACAGGGGAACGUCCUUAUACUUGUCCCUACUGUCCCAAGUCAUUCCGUCAGCAAGGCAAUCUACGAGGGCACCUUAGGCUACAUACAGGGGAACGCCCUUAUCACUGCCAUUUCUGUGGAGAUGCCUUCCCACAGCGUCCUGAGCUGCGCCGUCACCUGAUCUCCCACACAGGUGAGGCUCAUCUGUGCACAGUAUGUGGUAAAGCAUUGCGUGAUCCCCACACGUUACGAGCUCAUGAACGCCUGCACACAGGUGAGCGGCCUUUCCGCUGCCACCUGUGUCCCAAAUCCUAUCCUCUAGCUACAAAACUCCGGCGUCAUCAGAAAGCACAUCAUGGUGACAAGCCCCAUCAGUGUAACAUUUGUGGUAUAGGCUACAGCCUCCCUCAGAACCUUCAACGCCACCAGCUUGAGCACAAAGACAAUCUAGUCAAGGAUUCAUCCAAAUUUGACAUCAAAGAUCUCAAGGAUAUUGCAGUUUCAGAGCAGCCUGCUGUGUUGGUAGUACACACUAUGAAUAUGGCAGAGCCUGGCAGGAAAGCAAAAGUCCUCAUCUCUAACAGUAACUACAUUGGAGCACAAGAGAGCUCUGACCGACACAAGGAUGUCAUUGAGAUUGCUGUUUCAGACACUGAGGAAGAAUGUAUCAUUGUGCAGGAGCAGGCUUCUCCCAGUAACAUGUUUAUUCUUCAAGAGGGUGUUGGUUUUAGUACUGUGGCAGAAGUAGUUGAGGUAGAAUUGGGAACUUGAGCAUUGCAUUUAUUGUGGAUUGUCUAAGUAUGCUUUUUCUGUAAUUGUGAAAGGGCAACAUGAGGGUUUAGAAGCACAGAAUUCCAGAAAAGGGGCAGGUAUUUGUGUGUGACUUCAAAUUUGGCUGAAUCAUCAAUAUCAGUACAGAUCCUAGAGCCUUUAUGAUUGGACUGCAUGGUAGGCUCUGGUGAGUAGACCAGAAGUUAUUUAUUAAAAAUGCUCACUGAGUAUCCUUUUUUGCACAGUCAGUAUUGGUUUAAAUUAAGUGAGGACUAUUCUUACCUAUUUGUGUAUCAUAUAAGAUGUGGCAGUUCUAAAAAAAAAAUACAGCGGUAAAGCAUACUAGCACUGAUCAUGUGGUUCAGUCAAGUAGUUUGAAUAAUUAAAUUAGUUAUAUCACUCCACAUGGAAUGAUUAAUGUGGCUGUGAGAGCAGUCUCUCCAUUGACUAGCCAAAUCAUGUGAUUGAUAAUCGCAUACAACUUCUCCAGGGUCAUACAUGAUGUUAAGAUAGCAUGUAGACAGGCCUGAAUUAAAUCAUAUUGCAGUCUUGCUGAGAAUUGUACAGCCUGGUAGUUGUGCAUAUAGACAAAAUAUUUCUUUUUAAAAUCAACUAAAUGUUGAAUCUAGUAAAACAAUGUUCCCCAAUCUGAUGCUCUCAAGAUAUAAUGUGAUGAAACUCUUAAUAUCUCUAAUCUAACUACUGAUGCUCCAGUAUACUCUUAACUUUCUUGGUUCUCCCCCAGCUAAGAAGAACUUGGGUUUUUUCUUUAUUUAAUAAAUGCAAGUAGGCAGUAGAGGGUAGCAUUACAGUCUUUAUUACUACGUACAAUAGAGGCUCUAUUUUAAUAAGGUAAGCACAUUUGUUUGGGCCCAGACAGGCAAAUACAAAAACUUACCUGGUCCCACUUGGGUUUUAUAGAAUAUUUAUCAGACAGAGAUCAGUUAGAACAACAGAAACUCAUGUUCAAUAAUAUAAAAACCAUGUUUUAAUCAGAUGCUGUGUGUUAUACACAUACUGCUGGAUUGAUCUAUUUCAGACUGUAAAUG